Nezara viridula (southern green stink bug) is the source of this 1194-nucleotide messenger RNA. The record is from the annotation of a GenBank genome assembly. NCBI's taxonomy places the organism in Eukaryota, Metazoa, Arthropoda, Insecta, Hemiptera, Pentatomidae.
AUGAACACUACGUCGACGAUUGACAAACCGCGAGCAGACUACCAGCCCGUGCCAAUGUUACUCAGAUUAAGUAUGUAUAUGGGAAUUCCAUUACUAGAGAGAGAACCUCCUCCUCUUCUAACUCACAUUAAAGUAAAAGACAUAAUUUCUUCUUCUCAAAAGCCACUAAUCACAUUACCACUAGUCCCAAGUUAUCAUACUAUCUGGGAAGCCUUGUCUAAGAAUACUCAUAAUGGGUUUCCCAUUGUUGGUAGUGGGUCGAGUUCUAAAGAAGAAAAAGGUUUUCCUUCUUACGGUGUACUAAAAGGUCUAAUAUUACGAACUACAAUUAAGGUUCUGUUGAAGUACCGAAAAGUGUUCAAUAAUAAAAAGGUCAGUUAUAAGAAAAAGAUGAAGCUACUGCACCAAGAAUUCACAGAUGAAUUAGUGAAUGAACCUGUAAUGUUCACAAAAGAAGAAGACAAUGAUGUUUUAGAUCUCGCUCCAUAUAUGCAUCUUACACCUCAUUUUGUUCAUUUGGAUUGUAGUUUGUCUCAUGCAUACCAUGUAUUUGCUGCACUUGGUUUGAGACAUCUUGUGGUCGUCAAUAAUCAAUAUCAUCCUGAAGAAGAUGCUGACAUGUUAAUCAUCACUAUAGCUAUCGGAAAAGCUUCUGUUUCAGGUCCCGAUUAUAACAGGAGGGGAUGUAGAUUUGCUGGUCAUCCUCACUGGUCUCAGGAGUCAUGCACAAGGACCUGUAAAGGCCAGCAUAGUGAAAACUUAUCUGAAAUUACAGUAGACAUCGAAGUCAACACCCAUGAUUUGGACGAACUCAUCGUCGAGGAUGACAAUAUGGAAAGGUUGCUCGACUAUUCUGACAUCCAACUCGCAAGAGAAACUAUUAAAGAACUCAAGGAACUAUCCCAGGUAUUAUUCUCAUUAAUUUUUUGCAUGAGCAACGCACAAUCAAUGUUGUUCACUAUCGUGAGGUGUUCGACCUCUAACGGUCUCCAAACUUCAGGAAAUGCACUGGACUCAACUUGUCCUUAUUAUCGACCUAUUGCCUUCAAAUUCUAUUUGUAUGAACUGCUUAAAGAAGCUCUAGGUGGGCAAAAUUUUGAAGAUGACGAGGGCAUGGAGUUAUUCAUGAACAAUUGGUUCCUGACGCCAACAGGAUAUUGCUAUAAAAAACUGGUAUCAGUUCCAAUAUGUUAG